AUGGACCAGGCCAUCGACGCCCGCUUCGAGCGGGUGGAAAGGGCCCUCACGACCCUCAUCGACUCGAUCGCCAAGUACAAUCCGUCUAUGGCCAUGGCAAACGACCUCGCCGUCGCCGACCGCGAGCUCAGUAAGGGCCUAGCAGAGCUCCAGGUCCACCAGAACAACCACCUCCGCAUCCAGGCCAUGCGCGCCGAGAUCGCCGCCGCCGACGCGCGCAUCAGGGCCGCCGUGUCGGGACUCGCCUCCACCCGUCGCGACAUCACCUCCACGCCCGUGAGCUCCACCUCCUCUGCCGCCACCCAGCUACCUGGCGGCAGCGGCAGCGACGCGACCGCGGGCAACGAGGUCCAGUACCGCGAGCUGCUCAGCUACGCCCGCCGCAUCAGCAAGACCACCCUGCCCGCCUCGGGCAUCACCAACGGCGUCGACGUGGACGCGGCAAACAACACCACCACCGUGGACACGGCCCCCGCCUCGACAUCCUCCGUCACCCACACGCCCCCCACCACCGAGACAGCGGCCCAAACGCCCGUGCCCGCCGCCGCCGCCAACGGCGUCCAGACGCCCACCGCGACGACCGCCGGGCCCACCGGCCCCAGCGGCGCCACCCACCUCCAGCCGCCAGACCUGUACGCCCAGCCCUCCUCCGGGCCGCCCAGCGCCGCCCCAGCCCUGCCCGAGGGCAUGGCGGGCUACCUCAACCCCAACGCGGGCGCCCUCUUCGUCCCCUGGCCCAGCGAGACGCAGGUGCGCGUCGGCGCCCUCGCCGCGAACCAGGACCUCUCGGACCGCGGCGUCGACGCCCGCGACUACGACCCGGGCGAGGAGGCCCGCCGCCGCGAGGCCGAGCGCGCCGCCGAGGAGGAGCGCCAGGAGGCCGAGCGGCUGGCCCGCGAGGAAGAGGCCCGCCGCAUGCGCGACGAGCACGAGCGCAGGCGCAAGGCCGCCGACGAGGCCCGCGAGAGGGAGAUCGAGACCUGGAGGCGGGACAGCAUCGCCGAGGGCGCCGCGGGGGCCCCCAAGCCCCCUGCCGCCGGCGAGAAGAAGCAGUUUCAGUUCUUUGGGGAUAUGGACGACGACGACGAGGAUUAG
Molecule: messenger RNA, 1095 nt
Organism: Thyridium curvatum
Lineage: Eukaryota; Fungi; Ascomycota; Sordariomycetes; Thyridiales; Thyridiaceae
Exons: 2
Coding region: 1-1095 (364 amino acids)
Biological process (GO): regulation of transcription by RNA polymerase II
Cellular component (GO): mediator complex; core mediator complex
Molecular function (GO): transcription coregulator activity
Source: RefSeq, a predicted model, not a curated record